Molecule: messenger RNA, 948 nt
Organism: Benincasa hispida (wax gourd)
Lineage: Eukaryota; Viridiplantae; Streptophyta; Magnoliopsida; Cucurbitales; Cucurbitaceae
Product: HMG-Y-related protein A-like
Biological process (GO): chromosome condensation; negative regulation of DNA recombination; nucleosome assembly
Cellular component (GO): nucleolus; nucleosome; chromatin
Molecular function (GO): double-stranded DNA binding; nucleosomal DNA binding
Source: RefSeq, a predicted model, not a curated record
CCCUUCUUCAAUCGUCUUCUUCCCACCAAACCUACAGUGUUUCUCUCUCUUCCUCCUCCUCUCUCUAAAAUCACAUCAUCUCCGCCGUCUCCACCGCCGCCAUGGCUACCGACGACCAACUCAACAACCCACCUCAACCACCUCCCCCUGCUCCCUCUCUCCCCCACUACCCCGAGAUGAUUAUGACAGCGAUCGAAUCUCUAAACGACAAAAACGGAGUGAGCAAAUCGGCGAUUACCAAGCAAAUCGAGUCCACAUACGGCGAUCUACCCCCUGCUUUCUCUACGCUUCUCACUCACCACUUAGACGUCAUGAAACAAACCGGCCAACUACUCUUCGUCAAAAACAACUACAUGAAGCCCGAUCCCAACGCCCCACCAAAGCGUGGCCGUGGCCGUCCUCCCAAGCCUAAAGUCCCUCUCCCGCCAGGCACCGUCGUCUCUCCACCGCGCCCACGUGGUCGUCCUCCCAAACCCAAAGAUCCAUUCGCUCCCAUUUCACAGCCUAAGAAGAAAACCACCCCGGGCAGUGGAAGGCCACGUGGCCGCCCCCCGAAGUACCCGAAACCGGCGCCGACCUCUGCUCCAGUCGCCGGUCCUCCCAGAGGUAGAGGACGACCACCGAAGGUAAAGCCGGCCGUCGCCCCUGUUGGUUGUUGAGUGGAACCAAAAAACAGAGGAUGAGAGAGAGAAAUAGAGAUAGAGAGAGAGAGAAAAAACGAUGAAAUUGCUUAGGUUGUGUUUAGCUGCAGAGAGCUCUCCGGGAAUUGCUCUGUUUUUCAUAUUUUUUUUUUCCUAAUUUUAAAAAUUUUUAAUUUUACUUCUCUCCUUUUUUAAUGUGUAUUACGUGGCGGGUGAUGUAUGGCUGUAAUUCUGGGUGGGGGUUAGGAGAUUGUAAUUGCAUGUAAGUUAUUUUACUGGCUGUUAGGGCUUUUUUCCCUCUUUUUUU